Messenger RNA from Rubroshorea leprosula, 1080 nucleotides. The record is from the annotation of a GenBank genome assembly. NCBI's taxonomy places the organism in Eukaryota, Viridiplantae, Streptophyta, Magnoliopsida, Malvales, Dipterocarpaceae.
AAAGAAAGAUUUAAGAUUGCGCUGUGAUUUUGGAUUCAAUCAGAGUCUUUCCUGGAAAAUAUUUUCCCGUUGAUCCAAACACCCUUUGCAUACAUUUACAUUGUCAAGGUGAAGAAAAGAGAAACAGAGGAGGGAGAUGAAUAUAUUCAGGUUAGCCGGUGACAUGACCCAUUUGGCCAGCGUUCUAGUUUUGCUCCUCAAGAUCAACACCAUCAAAUCUUGUGCUGGCAUUUCCUUGAAGACCCAAGAACCAUAUGCUCUUGUCUUUCCUACUCGCUACUUGGAUAUAUUUUCGAGUUUCAUCUCACUUUAUAACACUGUUAUGAAGUUGAUAUUCCUAGGGAGCUCUUUCUCAAUUGUGUGGUAUAUUCGGCACCAUAAGGUAGUUCGUAGAUCUUAUGACAAGGAUCAAGACACGUUCCGACAUUACUUUCUUGUCCUGCCUUGCUUGUUUCUUGCCCUUCUUAUAAAUGAGAGGUUUACCUUCAUGGAGGUAAUGUGGACAUUUUCCUUGUAUUUGAAAGCUGUUGCCAUACUUCCUCAGCUGGUACUGUUACAAAGGACUAGAAAUAUUGACAACUUGACCGGACAAUAUGUUUUUCUUCUUGGUGCAUACUGAGCAUUGUAUAUUUUGAACUGGAUUUAUCUUUACUUCACUGAGGAACAUUACGUCCACUGGAUAACAUGGAUGUCAGGGCUCCUCCAGACGUUUCUCCAUGCUGAUUUCUUCUAGUAUUACUUCCAAAGCUGGAAGAACAACAUAAAGCUUCAAUUACCUGCUUGAAGAUUAGCAAGGGACGAUCUCAAUUCGCAAACAGAAUUGUUGGCAAAGCGACUUGGUUGUAUCUCAAGUGCUUCUUUUAAUCUUCCAAUUCUAAUUUUUUUAGCCUUCAUUAGGGUGUUUUGAGCCUUGUAAUCAAAAUUAUACUCAUCUUGAAAGACAUACGUGUAAGUGAGAUACUUGGUUUUACACCACAACAGAAAUGGUAGGUGCCUUAGAGAUUGUAGUACAUAUUCUUUGUUUGAAAAAUGAAAAUUGAACACAUUCUUUUGUUUGAAAAAUGAAAAUUGAACAGUUAU